Molecule: messenger RNA, 3192 nt
Organism: Homarus americanus (American lobster)
Lineage: Eukaryota; Metazoa; Arthropoda; Malacostraca; Decapoda; Nephropidae
Product: mucin-2-like
Exons: 1
Coding region: 1-3192 (1063 amino acids)
Source: RefSeq, a predicted model, not a curated record
AUGUCACAUUUUAACAGACACCCUCCAACAGACACCCUCCAACAGACACCCUCCAACAGAGACCCACCAAACAGACACCCUCCAACAGACACCGUCCAACAGACACCCCUCCAACAGACACCGUCCAACAGACACCCCUCCAACAGACACCCUCCAACAGAGACCCACCAACAGACACCCUCGAACAGACACCCUCCAACAGAGACCCACCAACAGACACCCUCCAGACAGACACCCUCCAACAGAGACCCACCAUCCACCAGACAUCCUCCAACAGCAACCUCAACAAGACCCACAACAGACACCCUCCAACAGAGACCCACCAACAGACACCUCAACAGAGACCCACCAACAGACACCCUCCGACAGACACCCUCCAGCAGACACCCUCCACCAGACACCCUCCAACAACCACUCAAAAACUCCCAACAGACACCCACCAACAGACACCCUCAACAGACACCCUCCAACAGACACCCUCCAACAGACACCCACCAACAGACACCCUCAACAGACACCCUCCACCAAACACACCCCUCCAACAGACACCCUCCAACAGACCCUCCAACAGAGACCCACCAACAGACAUCCUCCAACAGACACCCUCCAACAGACACCCACCAACAGACACCCUCCAACAGACACCCUCAACAGACACCCCAACAGAACCCUCCAACAGACACCCCAACAGACACCCUCCAAGACACCCUCCAACAGACACCCUCCAACAGACCCCUCCAACAGACACCCUCCAACAGACACCCCUGCAAGAGCACCCUCCAACAGACACCCUCCACAGACACCCUCAACAGACACCCUCCAACAGACACCCUCCAACAGACCCCAACAGACACCCCUCCAACAGACACCCACCAACACCAACAGAGACCCACCAACAGACACCCUCAACAGACACCCUCCAACAGACACCCUCCAACAGAGCACCCUCCAACAGACACCCACCAACAGACACCCUCCAGCAGACACCCUCCAGCAGACACCCUCCAACAGAGCACCCUCCAACAGACACCUCCAACAGACACCCUCCAACAGACACCCUCCAACAGACACCCUCCAACAGACACCCUCAACAGAGACACCUCAAGCAGACACCCACCAACAGACACCCACUCCAACAAACACCCUCCAGCAACCACCACUCCAACAGACACCCUCCAACAGACACCCUCAACAGACACCCCUCCAACAGAGCACCCACCAACAGACACCCUCCAACAGACACCCUCCAGCAGCCCUCCAACAGACACCUCCAACAGACACCCUCCAACAGACACCCUCCAACAGACACCCUCCAGACACCCUCCAACAGACACCGUCCAACAGCACCCCUCAACAGACACCCUCCAACAGAGACCCACCAACAGACACCCUCCAACAGACACCUCAACAGAGACCCACCAACAGACACCCUCGAACAGACACCCUCCAACAGAGACCCACCAUCCACCAGACAUCCUCAACAGCCAACCUCCAACAGAGACCCACCAACAGACACCCUCAACAGAGACCCACCAACAGACACCCUCAACAGAGACCCACCAACAGACACCCUCAGACAGACACCCUCCAACAGACACCCCUCCACAGACACCCUCCAAUAGAAAACCCUCCAACAGAGACCCACCAAAGACAUCGUCCAACAGACACCCUCCAACAGACACCCCAACAGACACCCUCGAACAGACACCCUCCAACAGACACCCUCCACCAGACACCUCAACAGAGACCCACCAACAGACACCCUCCAACAGAGACCCACCAACAGACACCCUCCAACAGACACCCUCCAACAGAGACCACCAUCCACCAGACAUCCUCCAACAGCCACCCUCCAACAGAGACCCACCAACAGACACCCUCAACAGAGACCCACCAACAGACACCCUCGAACAGACCCCUCCAACAGCCACCUCCAAGACACCCUCCAACAGAGACCCACCAACAGACACCCUCAGACAGACACCCUCCAACAGACACCCUCCACCAGACACCCUCCAACAGAAAACCCUCCAACAGAGACCCACCAAAAGACAUCGUCCAACAGACACCCUCCAACAGACACCCACCAACAGACACCCUCCAACAGACACCCUCCAACAGACACCCUCCACCAGACACCCCUCCACAGACACCCUCCACCAGACACCCUCCAACAGAAAACCUCCAACAGACACCCCUCAACAGACACCCUCCACCAGACACCCUCCAACAGACACCCCACCAACAGACACCCUCCAACAGACACCCUCCACAGACACCCUCCACACAGACACCCUCCAACAGACAGCCCUCCAACAGAGACCCACCAAAGACAUCGUCCAACAGACACCCUCCAACAGACACCCCACCAACAGACACCCUCCAACAGACACCCUCAACAGACACCCCACCAACAGAUACCCUCCAACAGACACCACCAACAGACACCUCCAACAGACACCCUCAGCAGACACCCUCCACCAGACACCCUCCAACAGACACCCUCAACAGACACCCUCCAGACACCCUCCAACAGACACCCUCCACCAGACACCCUCCAACAGACACCUCCAACAGACACCCUCCAACAGACACCCACCAGACACCCCCCUCCAACAGACACCCACCAACAGACACCCACCAACAGAGACCCACCAAAAGACAUCCUCCAACAGACACCCUCAACAGACACCCUCCAACAGACACCCUCCAACAGACACCCUCCAACAGCCACCACCCCUCCAACAGCCACCCUCCAACAGACACCUCCAACAGACACCCUCCAACAGACACCCUCAACAGACACCCUCCAACAGCCACCCUCCAACAGCCACCCCUCAAACAGCGCCUCCAACAGACACCCUCCAACAGACACCCUCCAAACAGACACCCUCAACAGCCACCUCCAACAGCCACCCUCCAACAGACACCCUCCAACAGACACCCUCCAGCAGCCACCCUCCAACAGACACCUUCCAACAGACACCCUCCAACAGACACCCUCCAACAGACACCUCCAGCAGCCACCCUCCAACAGCCACCCUCCAACAGACACCCUCCAACAGACACCCUCCAACAGACACCCUCCAACAGACACCCCUCCAACAGCCACCCCUCAACAGACACCCUCCAACAGCCACCCUCCAACAGCCACCCUCCAACAGCCACCCAAGACACUUUCCUGACACCUAA